Messenger RNA from Trichoplusia ni (cabbage looper), 4725 nucleotides. RefSeq names its product squamous cell carcinoma antigen recognized by T-cells 3 (gene Rnp4F). The transcript has 17 exons. Gene Ontology annotation, molecular function: RNA binding; protein binding. Bases 77 to 2836 code for a protein of 919 amino acids. The record is from RefSeq and is a predicted model, not a curated record. NCBI's taxonomy places the organism in Eukaryota, Metazoa, Arthropoda, Insecta, Lepidoptera, Noctuidae.
AAUGACAAAUGCUUUCGUCCGCCAUAAUCGUUUGCGAAACUUGUUAUCAAACAGCAGUAGAGUUUUGUAGUGAAUAAUGGCUAUCGUAGAGGACGAAGUUAGAAAUGAAUCGGAGGAAGAAAAUGAGAUAGAAGUGGUGGUGGAAGAGGAUGAUGGUGAACCGGAUUCAGACGAUUCCGACAUAUGCACGCCCGAUGAAGAUGAUGAUGAGUUGUUGGAGAGGAAAGUGGCAGAACUGGAAGCCAGGAUUGCAGAGGAUCCUUACAAUUAUGAUGAGCACAUUGACCUGAUCCAAGCACUAUGGGGCCUGUCAGAGCUGGAUCGCUGGCGCGCUGCCUUCGAGCGCUUACAGCAGCUGUCGGCUAUAAGGGCAGAGCAUUGGCUGAUGCGGCUUCAGACGGAAGAGACUUUAGCGCACACUGAACAGUCACGAGAGAGCUUGAUGCAGCUCUUUCAGCAGGCUGCACUGGAUGGCUAUUCCAUCCCGAUCUUAAGCGAGUGGUGUUCGUGGUCGCUGACGGUGGGCGAGCCCGCCACGGCGCGCGCUCAGCUCGACGAGGUGCUGAAGCGCGCCGGCGCGGACCCCUUCUCCGGGAAGAUCUUCUGGGAUGCUAAACUAGAACUAGAGAAGGCACAGUUGGAGACUAUGACUGAGGAGGACGCAGAGUACAAGUCACAGCAGGAGCGAGUGCUGUGGUGCCUGGAGGAGAUGGUGUCGCGGCCGCUGCUGCGCGGCGACGAGGCGCUGCCGCAACUGGAGGAGCUGGCCUUACUGUUGCAUAACCAGGAGUAUGUUGAUAAGGUGAAAAAGCAGCAUGAUGCAGCUGUAGAUUUUUUACACAAAAUAACACCCUUUGAAGACAAGUUGCUGAUUACAGAGAAUGCAGAGGAGAAGUGCCAAGUGUACCAGGAAUACAUAGAUGCUGUAAAAGAUUUGUCUCAUGACGAUUUAUAUGCGGAAUGCGAUUGUAAUGGAAUAAUGAGGGUGCUAUACGACCGCGCCAGCUCGGAGUGCGGGGCGGGCGGCGCGUCGCUGCUGGUGCGCUGGGCGCGGCUGGCGGCGCGGGGCUCGCGCGGCUCGCUGGCGCGCGCGCUGGCCGCCGCCUGCCGCCGCCAGCCGCGCAGGGCUGCCUUCUGGGCGCUCUCCAUGCAGCUGGCCGAGAGGGACGACAAACCCUUCGAGGAGGUGAAGGCGAUAUUCGAGACAGCGCUAUCCAAGGGCAUGGAGUCCUACAAGGAGGCGGAGGCCCUGUGGCUGGCCUAUCUGGAGUACACACGACGCCGCAGCAAGCUGGACGACGAGGGUGAUGUCGACAGACUGCGACGGACAUUCCGCCUCGCGUGGGAUUCGCUUGCUGAGGCAUGGGGUGAAGAGGCAAAUGACUGUGAAGUGCCAUUGUUUUGGGCUCGGCUGGAGUACAAACUCUUGAAUGCCCCGAAACAAGGCAAGGAAAUCUUCGAGGAGAUAUUUAAAUAUGGUGACAACAAAACAAUGUCAAAGUACUGGGAGGCGUUGAUAGCGUUGGAGAGUAACCGCACUCCCCGGCCAUCUGAGCACAAACUGCGCGAGUUGAUGCGACGAGCACUCCGCGCGGUCAACGACUACCCGCCGUCUAUCGCGCGCCUGUGGACUGACUAUGAAAGGGAUCAUGGACAUCUUAGCACGCUCAGGGAGUGCUUGGAUGCUUGUGAGGAUAAAAUCAAAGAAUGGAGAGACAGCUACCAAGCAAUGAAAGACAAAAUGAUCGGCAACAAGAAACAGAAAGGCAAACAGAAUGACAACAAAAAAUCCAAAUACGAUAAAAAGAAGAAUAAAGAUGACAGCAAAGAUAAUAGUAAAGACAAAGGAAAAAAAGGUAAAGGGAAACGGAAGUCGGACGGGAACGAUGACAGCAGUGAUGUGAAGAGGAAGAAGGGUGGGGAUAUGGAGGUGGACUUGGAAUCGGAGGGGGGCGGAGUGAAGAGGUCUCAUGAUGAAGAUGAGGAGGAAGUUGGUGAGAGCAAACGCCAGCGCACAGACAGCACGAGCCCGCACAGGCUCGGGACGCGAGACGCCUGCACCUUGUUCAUUAGUAAUCUAGAAUUCAAAGUGGACGAACAGAAUCUAAGAGAUAAGUUAUCACAGUACGGCGACAUCAUCUCACUGAGAGUCAGGAAAGGCAUCAAAGCUUUCGGAGGUUCCAUAUGCUAUUGUCAGUAUAAAACUCCUGAAGCAGUAGAUGAAGCCCUAAAACACGACAGGAUCCCGCUCGACGGCCGUCCGAUGUUCUUCUCACGGUACUCCGCUAAGAAAAGCAAACCGACCUUCAAGUACUCAACAGAGGCGGAGAAGAAUAAGCUGUUUGUGAAGAACCUGCCGUUCUCGCACUGCACUAAGGACGCGCUAGCCGAGAUAUUUGAUAAAUACGGGGAACUGAAGGAUGUGAGGGUCGUCACGCAUAAGGACGGCAGGCCCAAAGGCCUGGCCUACGUAGAGUACUCGUCGGAGAGCGCGGCGGCGGCGGCGGCGGCGGGCGCGCACGGGCUGCAGCUGGGCGCGCGCCGCCUGCACGUGGCGCUCAGCGCGCCGCCGCCGCGCGACACCCCCGCCGCGCCCGCCGCGCCCGCGCUCGGACUGCCCAAGCGGGACGCCGGAGGGGGCAUGCGACGAACACAGCUAAGCAGCUUCAUUCCAAGUGUCUUACAAAAGGCUUCAGCAAGCACAUCCCAAGCAGCAAGCACGAGCCAAGCCAACGGCGACCACGCCAACGGUAGCCAUAGCAACGGUAACCAUAGCAACGGCGACAAGCAGCCCCUUAGCAACAGCGACUUCAGAACUCUUCUACUCAAGAAGUAAAAGUCAGUGUAAAUAUAUACGUAGUGUCAGGUUAAGAUUAAUCUCAACUUCAAUUUUAUGAACAAUUAAAUUGUACCUAAAGUCGGGUUUCUUAGAAUAGAAAGUUAUUCUAAUGUUCUAACAACAGUCACUUCUCUGUCGUAAAGACAUAUUAGCGCUGGUUCUGCUUAACAAGAACUUAACUUGUAUAAAGCUAUUGGUAUCCUUUUUACUUGUAUGAUGUAAGAGAGAGAUGGACUACGUGAAGCUGGCAUACGAAGAUCGUACCACAAUUUCGACGGUAAAUAAAAAUGUGUACACUUAUGUAAAUAGGUUGGAAAUUUCUUAUCUAUCGCUGUCCUAUUCUCAAAGCGUAUGCCAGUAAGAGAUAGCAAUACCUUCAUUUUAGUUCAGUUUUUGAGCAACAGGAUCAGUUUACUAUUUUAAGAAUAGGUGUCUUUGCAAUAAUAUAGUCAGACAUCUUUUAUAAUAGCUUAAAUAUAUUGCUAGCACUAUGGUGAAUAACUUUUUAAAAUACAGUGGACCGUGACUGUGUUAUUGAAAUUGACACCUUAUAUCAAGGCAUUAAGGUCGAUUUUCAUAAUUAGCAACAGUCCAACGGUCGACUGUACAAAAUUGUAUCUAUACCAUUGUAUUAUAUUUAGAUGGGACUUUGAGACCGACUUAGAUACUUGUGAAACACUCACAAUAAAUAAAUAAUAAAUAUAAUCGAUAAGGUUUCAUUUUUUCUGUUAGAUUAUACUGUAUUAUGUACAAAUGAAAAUUACAGAUGUGUUUUGUAAAUGAUUUUACUGGCGUAAUUCUGUGCUUCAGCGAUUUCCAUAUAAUGACGUGCCCAAGGUCUGUAGAAUAGAUAGUUUUCAACUUAAUCAUCAAUUUCUUUCAGCCAAUGGAUAUUGGAUAUAUAUGAAAAGGGAAAUGUUCUAUGUAAGAUAUUCUAUUAGAUACUUAUAUGAAUAUAUCUUACUGAGAUUCCUCAGGAGAAAUUUCUUAUGAAAUUUUAGCAACAUUUAAAGACAUGAACUGGCUCGCACGUCAAUAUAGACUUACCCAUUUUAUAAAUGUUUCCGUAUUUUAAUUUAAUUACUCAUUAAUCCUAAGAUUUUUACCUUGUCCUCUUUUAAUAUUUUUAAACAGUGUUCACAUAAUGAUUCUAUUUGACAACUCAAGCGAUAUAUUACGCCUCUCAUAAACUAAGUAACUUACUACUUGGAGAGUGACGUUAGUCGAUAAGUAAUCGCGUUUCCUAAUUUCGAUAUGUGUAUUAUUUCGUAAUUCUUUUCUAUAUGGAAUGUUUUGUUCUUGUCUUCUUUGUUCAAAUGCGUGAAAUUUAAUAGACUGGUUAUAUAUUUUAAAUAUAGAUAUAGUUUUCGUAUCCAGUGAUAAGUGAUUACCGCUUGAGUUGUCGACUGCCAUUCUAGCAAAGUUUUAUUUCGUCAAUCUUUAACAUUGAUCGAAAACGUUCAAAUGUAUGGAGAUGGCACAUCAACAAAACGUGGUUUAUUGAAAAUAAAUGGCAUUACCAUAGAGGCCCCCCUAUCGCCGCACUUAAGCUCCAAAUUACGUCAUUGUGGCUUCUAUAGAUUUGAAUGUUUUCUAUUGUCGUAAACUUUGGUAGAAAUUACAUUUGACCAGGCUGCUACAUAUUAUAACCUAUUGCGAUUUGUUUAGUCACUUCAUACAUAAUAAUAAAGGCUUGUUCACGUUUACUGUGAAUGCUUGGUACCAUAUCUAAGCGAUGUAUAGUGAUAUUAUACUCAGUGCACGCCUGUGACACCCUACUGUCUUAGUUUGUGUUAUAAAGCUAAUUUGUUUUGUAUCCGGAGAUUUAAGAUGCUGUGUGAUUGAGGACGAAAGAUGAUUCAGAAUAAACGAGUUUUGUUGUAUUA